ACUGAAACCCUUCUUCUUGGCUUGUGCAACUUUUCACCGGCAAAAUGUCAAAAUGGUGGCGAUUGGCCUCCGGCGGCCUAAAGACGACGUCGACGGAGUUAAGACAAAGAUCUUUCCACACGAUCCAAGCCAUUCCAAGAGACUUCACCGGUAACAGAGUCUCUGCUAGAGACAGAGCUCAAGGCCGGAUUCCAGCCGUCGUUUUCGCUCAAUCAAAUGCUACCGGAGGAACCCAGACCGAUAGGUCAGUAUCCAGAAAACAGCUUCUUACUACUGAGAAGAAGCAGAUUCAAUCGAUCCUGGAGUCCGUAAAUCCAUCCUUCUUUUACUCUACCAUUUUCCCUCUACAUAUCCGGGCUGGUUCCGGAUCAUCGAUGCUUCUUGAAUCCGGAAACGUUCUCCCUGUUAAGCUUCAUAGAGAUGAGGAAACUGGAAGGAUUCUGAAUUUGGUUCUUGUCUGGGCUGAUAAGGGUACUGAACUUAAGGUUGAUUUACCGAUUGUGUAUAAAGGAGAAGAUGUCUGUCCUGGUUUGAAGAAAGGAGGGGUUCUUCAAAAAAUUAGAACAAGUAUAAGAUAUAUGUGUCCUUCAGAACAUAUCCCACAGAAAAUUGAGAUUGAUUUGAGCAAUCUUGAUAUUGGAGAUAGGGUUCUUAUGAAUGAUCUUAAGGUUCAUCCAGAACUAAAGCUUCUUAGUAAAAAUGAAACAAUGCCCGUCUGCAAGAUUGUUACAACAGAUAUGGAAUUUCCAGAACCUGCAGAAGAAGCAGCUGAAUCAGAACCUUAAAUGGGUGUUUUUUUUAAAACCAAAGUCUGAGAAUUUAUUGCACGGGAAGCAUAAUAGAUGAUUAUGGCACAUGAAAUGUAGUGUUGUUGGACUUUUAUCUUUGGAUCUUGGAAUUUGGGUAACAAACAAGUCAUGAGAUUCAUGCAAGAUGUUAAUUGUGCCCUGUAAUUGCUGUUUGAACUUUGAAAUGGAAAAUCAUGCCCUAAUAAUUUGUUCACUGGUUUCUAGUUUCUACUA
Molecule: messenger RNA, 1022 nt
Organism: Impatiens glandulifera
Lineage: Eukaryota; Viridiplantae; Streptophyta; Magnoliopsida; Ericales; Balsaminaceae
Product: 50S ribosomal protein L25
Exons: 3
Coding region: 45-785 (246 amino acids)
Biological process (GO): translation
Cellular component (GO): ribosome; cytosolic large ribosomal subunit
Molecular function (GO): structural constituent of ribosome; 5S rRNA binding
Source: RefSeq, a predicted model, not a curated record